AUGUUUCCUUUACAACGAUGCAAUGAACUGGCGAUCCCCUUAUCUAAUAGUCUCAACCACCACCCACAAAAUCACAAUAUCUCCGAAGAUCUGAUUCUUGAUGAUUGUGAUUCUCUUGUUUUUGAUUUUUCUAAUAAAAAAUUGUGUAGCAGCCGGUCACCAAAGAAAUUAUUUUAUACUCCAGCAGAUCAUACUACAAACCAUGGUAGUAAUCAUAAUUCUAUCAAAGAUAAUAAGAAGAAAAUGAUUCAUAAGGAGGUUGAGAAGCAAAGGAGACAAGAAAUGGCUACCCUUCAUGAUUCUCUUAGAUCCCUUCUCCCUCUUGAAUUCAUCAAGGGAAAACGUUCUAUAUCUGAUCAAAUGAAUACGGGAGUGAAUUAUAUAAACCACUUGAAGAAGAAUAUAAAAGAACUAACUGAAAAAAGGGAUGAACUAAAAAAACUGUAUAAUCUUUCAAGCCUCAAAAGCCAUGCAUCAUGUAGUUUCAGUAUCCAUAAGAAUAAUACUACUGUGGGAAUUGAAAUCACCACUAGAGAAGAAGGGGUACCACUAUCUAAGUUGCUGGAACAACUUCAGAAAGAGGGACUUGAUGUUGUUAGCUGCUUUUCAACUCAAGUCAAUGGAAGAUUACUCCAUAGUAUGCAGUGUGAGGUUAUUGAUUCCAAGAGUGUAGUGGAUCUAUCUGAGCUAAGAAGGAAAUUUUCCAAAAUGAAUCCAUCAUUUAGUUGUUGUUCUGGUUAA
Vicia faba (fava bean) is the source of this 741-nucleotide messenger RNA. The record is from the annotation of a GenBank genome assembly. NCBI's taxonomy places the organism in Eukaryota, Viridiplantae, Streptophyta, Magnoliopsida, Fabales, Fabaceae.